ACUAAUAUGAGCAGGUCUGUAUUUAUAGAAGAGCCCCACAGUAGAUACCCCAUAAUCCUCCCUGACCCCUGUUUCAAUCCCUGCCUCAUCCCUGUGUCUGGACCAGCCAACCUCCGCAGUCCUUGACUUCAGCCUUACUCUCGUCCCAUUUCAGCUGAGGCAGAGAGCCUUGAGGUCAGCACUGCGUUUUGGGAAGGAGAGGGAACCUUUUAUCUACUUCUUCUCUUGCCUGAUUAGAAUAAAGAAAGGCAAACCAAAAAUGUCCUCCAGUGAGCGGUUCGACUGCCAUUACUGCAAAGACUCUCUGCUGGGAAAGAAGUACAUCAUGAAAGAGGAGACGCAGUACUGCACAAAGUGUUAUGAGAACCUAUUUGCUAACUGCUGUGAAGCAUGCUCUUUACCUAUUGGCUGUAACUUUAAGGACCUGUCCUAUAAGGAUCACCACUGGCAUGAGCAGUGCUUCGUGUGCAAAGUGGCAAGCCGUUCCCUGGUAGAGAAGGCCUUUGCAGCCAAGGAGGAUUUACUACUCUGCACUGAAUGCUAUGCACAUGAUUACUCAUCCAAGUGCAGCACCUGCAAGAAAACCAUCAUGCCAGGUUCCCGAAAAAUGGAGUACAAGGGGAACAGCUGGCACGAGACUUGCUUCCUGUGUCACCGCUGCCAACAGCCAAUAGGAACCAAGUCUUUCAUCCCCAAAGACUCUAGCUACUUCUGCGUGCCCUGCUUUGAAAAGCAGUUUGCAUACCAGUGCUGUGCUUGUAAGAAGGCCAUCACUACGGGGGGUGUGACCUACCAAGACAAGCCCUGGCAUCGUGAGUGCUUCCUCUGCAUCGGCUGCAGAAGGCAGCUAUCAGGGCAGCGCUUCACCUCUAGGGAAAAUUACCCCUACUGCCUAGAGUGCUUCAGCAACCUGUAUGCCAAGAAGUGUGUGGGUUGCACCAAACCCAUUUCCAGUCUGGCAGGUGCCAAAUAUAUUUCAUUUGAGGAGCGUCAGUGGCAUAGUGAGUGUUUCACCUGUAUGAGAUGCUCUGUGUCACUGGUGGGACGCGGCUUCCUCACCCAGCGAGAUGACUUAUUAUGCACCGACUGCGGCAGGGAGAAAUGACCUUCGCAGGACAAUUCUUGCCCACGAUGCAAGAGCUUGCGUUCUCUUUUAUCUGCGGAUAUUUCUUGUUAGUAUACUUGGUGCAUAAACCAGGACUUACCGUGGUCACGCAGUAACAUCAUGACCAGUGAUUGGUGAUUCAGCUGAAAUUUCUCAUCUUGCUUUAACUUUGUGUUCUUCUUUAAAUGCAUUCAAUGUUCCUGUGACAUUUGCCAUUUACGUAAAUGUAAAAAAAAAAUUACAUUUGUUUUCAGUAGUUGCCAAUGUGCUUUAUGCAACAACAAAAAAAUCUAUUAAUUUUGACAAAAGUGAAAUAGUGUUUGCUUUUCAGACUAUAGCCCCAAAAAAGUGAGAAAUAGGGCUGGUGCUGAGAAUGACACUAUCUGCAGAAUUGUAUGAUGUUUGCAUAUUUUGCAUGGAAAUAUUUUCGCAAGCAGAAAGUUUUGCAUGAUUUUGCUUAACAAAUAGGAGGUUGCUUCACAUUUCAAUGGCAGACUUUAUAGGUUUGAUUUAAAUGUGCACACUGACAAAAAAGGACAGGCAUUGUGAAUUAGCAACAUUAAAGUGUUAAAUAUUUGACAAUUGUUCCUAUUCAGUUUAACUAAUAAAUAAGAUGAGUUUGAACCUGUG
Messenger RNA from Fundulus heteroclitus (mummichog), 1735 nucleotides. RefSeq names its product four and a half LIM domains 5 (gene fhl5). Gene Ontology annotation, cellular component: nucleus; Z disc. Lineage: Eukaryota; Metazoa; Chordata; Actinopteri; Cyprinodontiformes; Fundulidae. The record is from RefSeq and is a predicted model, not a curated record. Gene Ontology annotation, molecular function: transcription coregulator activity.